AUGUCAACUACAUCAAAGGACAAAGAAAAUUGGGAUAAAGCUAAUUCUAAAGAAAUAACAAAUCGUAAAAAUGGCGAUAUCGAAGAUAAUGUCAGAGAUGAGAUGAUAUUAAGUAAAGCUCUCAAUGAAUGGGAAGAAAGAGGAUAUAUUAUCAGGAAAGCAAUUCCCGUUUCAGUGGCAUAUCUAUUACAAACUUCAAUACAGUUGAUUAGUGUAUUAUCGCUAGGUCACUUGGGUUCAGUAGAGCUGGCCGCCUCGACACUGGCUACAAUGUUGAUGGGGUCAUAUUUACAAGGUGCUAAAGCAGCGGGCUUUAAGAGUUUUCAAGUUACAUUUUCGGCGGUAAUAUAUGGUUCUGCGACAGCGCUUGAUACCCUUUGUUCGCAAGCCUAUACAUCUGGCAACUUAAAAAUGGUUGGAGUAUAUUUACAACGUGCCAUUAUUAUAAAUUUGUUAGGAUUUAUUCCGAUCGCUUUUAUUUGGUGGGAAGCAGAACUAAUUUUGACUUUAAUUGGUCAAUCUCCCGAAAUUUCUGCAAAAACUGCUUUAUUUCUCAAAUAUUUAUUGAUUGGAGCCCCUGCAUUUUUGUUGUUUGAAAAUUUGAAGAGAUAUUUACAAGCCCAAGGGAUAAUGAAAGCUAGUACAUAUGUAUUAAUAAUCUGUUGCAUAAUUGACAUAUGCAUAAAUUUCACAUUGGUUUGGUAUAAACCACUAUCUCUUGGUUUCAUUGGAGCACCUAUUUCCACAUCUAUAACCUAUUGGUUAAUGUUUUUCCUUCUUGCUAUUUAUACUAAAUUCAUUAAUGGAUAUCAAGCUUGGGGUGGAUGGUCACGUGCUGCAUUUCAUGGUUGGAAACAUAUUCUUUCAUAUAUGAUUCCUGGUAUCUUAAUGGUUUGUUCAGAGUGGUGGGCAUUUGAACUUAUAUCUCUUCUUUCUGGAUAUCUUGGUCAACUUUCACUUGCAUCUCAAGGUAUAAUAAUUACUUCAAUUAAUUUUUUAUAUCAAUUAUCAUUUGGAGUUUCUACAGCUGCAUCAAAUCGUAUUGGAAAUUUAUUGGGCGCUGGUUUGGUAGAAAGGGCUAAAAUGGCUUCAAAACUUUCUAUGCAAUUCGCUAUUAUUGUUGCUUUAUUUAAUGCAACCAUAUUGAUAGUUUUCAAGGAUUAUUGGGGGUUAAUCAAAUGUACAUCCUACGUCCUACCAUUGGCUGGCAUCUUUGAGAUAUCCGAUGGCCUAAACUCAAUCGGAUAUGGUAUUCUUCGUGGACAAGGCCGUCAAAAUAUUGGCGCAUUCCUUAACACACCUGGAUAUUUCAUUCUAGGAUUACCAAUUGGUAUAUUUACAGCUUUUAAAUUAGGAUAUGGAUUAAAUGAGGAAUGUAAAAAACGAAUGAAAGAAGGCAAAGAAAAAUUCGAUUCUAUGAUUAGUGAUGACCCUUAUUGUGACGAUGAUAUUUAA
Messenger RNA from Dentiscutata erythropus, 1455 nucleotides. The record is from the annotation of a GenBank genome assembly. Lineage: Eukaryota; Fungi; Glomeromycota; Glomeromycetes; Diversisporales; Gigasporaceae.